Molecule: messenger RNA, 510 nt
Organism: Macrosiphum euphorbiae (potato aphid)
Lineage: Eukaryota; Metazoa; Arthropoda; Insecta; Hemiptera; Aphididae
Source: the annotation of a GenBank genome assembly
AUGACCGGGAAAUAUUCUGGUGUAGUUUCCAGAAUUAAAAAUGUAGCAAACUUACAUUUUGUUCAUAUACAUUGCAUUAUACAUAGACAACAUUUAGUUGCGAAAAAAAUGUCACCAGAUUUGAAUGAAGUAUUGACUGAGGCAGUAAAAAUAAUUAAUUUUAUUAAAUGUAAUGCCUUAAAUUCUAGAUUAUUUUUAAUUUUAUGUGAGGAAAUGGGAUCUGAACAUUCUCAUUUAUUGAUGCACGCAGAGGUUCGGUGGUUAUCCCGUGGUAGAGUCCUGAAUAGAUUUGUUGAAUUAAGAAAAGAAAUUGAAUUAUUUUUAAUUCAAAAGAAAAGCAAUUACAUUUCAAUUAUUCAAAAUACUGAAUGGAUCGCAAAAUGUAUUUAUUUAUCUGAUAUUUUUAACUUAAUAAAUACCCUUAAUUUAAGUUUACAAGGUCCACUCACAACAAUUUUUACCAUGUUAAAUAAAGUUUAUGCAUUUAAAAAAAAAUACAGUUGUGGAUAA